Molecule: messenger RNA, 1269 nt
Organism: Kockovaella imperatae
Lineage: Eukaryota; Fungi; Basidiomycota; Tremellomycetes; Tremellales; Cuniculitremaceae
Product: kinase-like domain-containing protein
Exons: 8
Coding region: 126-1016 (296 amino acids)
Biological process (GO): regulation of gene expression; G1/S transition of mitotic cell cycle; signal transduction
Cellular component (GO): nucleus; cytoplasm; cyclin-dependent protein kinase holoenzyme complex
Molecular function (GO): cyclin binding; ATP binding; cyclin-dependent protein serine/threonine kinase activity
Source: RefSeq, a predicted model, not a curated record
CCCUCUGGAGAUUUUGACCAAACAUUCCCAAGUGGACUUCGUCUCGAUUCUGAUCGACGUCAGAACAAGGCAUCAAGCAACAUCUGCAACUCGAGCCCAUUGAAAUUCCCCUUGAACUCAUCAACAUGUCCCUUGAGAACUACACAAAGCUGGAAAAGGUUGGAGAGGGAACGUACGGAGUGGUGUACAAGGCUCGAGAUGUCAAUACGGGAGGAAUCGUCGCGUUGAAGAAGAUCCGUUUGGAAGCGGAGGAUGAGGGUGUUCCAUCGACCUCCAUCAGGGAAAUCAGUCUGCUCAAAGAGUUGAGCAAGGAUGAUAAUAUCGUCAAACUCCUAGACAUCGUCCACUCCGAUGCCAAACUCUAUCUCGUGUUCGAAUUCCUAGAUCUCGACUUGAAGCGAUACAUGGAUUCUAUCGGAGACAAGGAUGGACUGGGACCAACGAUGGUCAAGAAAUUCACAUACCAGCUCAUCAAGGGUCUGUACUACUGUCACGCGCACCGUAUUCUCCAUCGAGAUUUGAAACCUCAAAACCUGUUGAUCAACAAGGAGGGAAACCUCAAGAUUGCCGACUUUGGUCUCGCGAGAGCUUUCGGCAUCCCCCUCCGGACGUAUACGCACGAAGUCGUUACGCUCUGGUAUCGUGCACCCGAGGUCCUCCUUGGAUCUCGACACUAUUCCACCGCCAUUGACAUGUGGUCCGUCGGUUGCAUCUACGCGGAAAUGGCGAUGAGGGCGCCAUUGUUCCCUGGAGAUUCUGAGAUUGAUGAGAUUUUCAGAAUCUUCCGUCUCCUCGGCACGCCUGACGAGGACGUUUGGCCAGGCGUCAAAUCCUUACCCGACUACAAAGCCACUUUCCCCCAAUGGCACGCUACGGACCUUAAAGCAAGUGUUAAAGGUCUCGAUGACAAUGGUUUGGAUCUUUUGGCUCAAACCUUGAUAUAUGAUCCCGCAAAGCGGAUCUCCGCCAAACGAGCUCUGCAGCACCCUUACUUUGCUCAAGCCAUGGCGGCGUAGUGUGGCGCAUGGCGCUGCAGCACAAGCUCAAGCUCGUGAUAGUUCUACAUCUCGUUACGAAUUCCCCUCAGCAUUGGCGUUGUCAUUCGCCUGCCCCUCCUUCCGUCUUCUUCCUGUUUGUGGUCUUUACCCGCUUCCUUUUCCUCCAUAUACCCCGCCCUUACCCUUCUUCUCUCCUUACCCCGUCAUGAUCAUCACGCAGUCCGACUCAUGUUAUGACCAUGUAUCGUAUGGCAUCGGAAGAUGGUCUUUG